Molecule: messenger RNA, 5114 nt
Organism: Anarrhichthys ocellatus (wolf-eel)
Lineage: Eukaryota; Metazoa; Chordata; Actinopteri; Perciformes; Anarhichadidae
Product: glutamate receptor ionotropic, kainate 1
Exons: 16
Coding region: 273-2882 (869 amino acids)
Biological process (GO): monoatomic ion transport
Cellular component (GO): membrane
Molecular function (GO): signaling receptor activity; ligand-gated monoatomic ion channel activity
Source: RefSeq, a predicted model, not a curated record
GGAUGUGUGGAGAGUUGAACAUGGGGAGAAAAACCUUACUGGCACAUUCAGGAUUUUAGAAUGGAAAAACUGGAGUUCUUUUGAUCAGGGGCAGCUGCAGGUGGAGUGUGUUUUUGUUGUUGUUUUUUUUCCUCACAAUGUGUGAGGGAUGGAUGUGGGUCGGUUGUCAGUAUAUUUUCGUUACGGAUACAAGGACUGGCAAGUUAUCAGCAUGAAUUACCAAGGGCAGAAAAACUGAUAUCAAUGUUAAAUUCGACUCUGGAGCGAGGACCAUGGCGAAAAGGAAGGGACUGUUAUUUGCACUGCUGUACUUUAUAGCAGAGUUCUGGCUCACUUCGCAGCAGGUCCUGAGAAUUGGCGGCAUCUUUGAGACGCUUGAGAAUGAGCCUAUUAGUGUUGAAGAACUGGCCUUUAAAUUUGCUGUUACCAACAUAAACAGGAACCGGACCUUAAUGCCAAACACCACAUUGACCUAUGACAUCCAGAGAAUUAACCUAUAUGACAGUUUUGAGGGCUCAAGAAGAGCCUGCGACCAGCUGGCUUUGGGCGUCGGGGCAGUAUUUGGCCCCUCUCACAGCUCAUCCGUCAGCGCGGUGCAGUCCAUUUGUAACGCCCUGGAAGUCCCUCACAUCCAGACACGCUGGAAACACCCCUCAGUGGACAACAAAGACAGCUUCUACAUCAACCUCUAUCCGGAAUACACCUCCAUCAGCCGAGCUGUGCUGGACAUAGUGCAGUACUACAAGUGGAAGACGGUCACUGUGGUCUAUGAGGAUGCAACUGGACUGAUUCGUUUGCAAGAGUUGAUCAAAGCUCCAUCCAGAUACAGCAUUAAAAUCAAGAUCCGCCAGCUGCCAACAGGAAGCAAAGAUGCCCGUCCUCUGUUGAAAGAGAUGAAGAAGGGGAAGGAGUUCUACGUCAUCUUUGACAGCUCUUACCAAACAUCAGCCGAUGUUCUCAAGCAGAUCUUGUCCAUGGGGAUGAUGACUGAAUAUUACCACUUCUUCUUCACCACACUGGACCUGUUCUCCCUCGAUCUGGAGCCGUACCGCUACAGUGGGGUUAACAUGACGGGGUUCAGACUGCUCAACAUAGACAGUCCACAGGUGGCCUCGGUGGUAGAGAGGUGGGCCAUGGAGCGACUGCAGUCUCCCUCCAAAGCAGAGACUGGAAUGAUGGAGGGGAUGAUGACAACGGAAGCAGCUCUGAUGUACGAUGCCGUCUACAUGGUGGCUGCGGCCUCGCAACGGACCUCCCAAAUCACUGUCAGCUCCCUUCAAUGCCACCGACAUAAACCCUGGCGCUUUGGAUCACGCUUCAUCAGCCUGCUCAAAGACGCACAAUGGAACGGCUUGACGGGACAAAUAAUUAUAAACAAGACAGACGGCCUGCGGAAAGAAUUUGAUUUAGAUGUCAUCAGCCUGAAGGAAGAUGGCUUGGAGAAGACAAUCGCGGGCAACAACCGCCUGAAUAAAGUGUGGAAAAAGAUUGGCGUGUGGAACUCCCAAACAGGCCUUAAUUUAACAGAAAGCAACAAGGACUCAUCCGCAAAUGUGACGGACUCAAUGGCCAACAGGACCCUCAUUGUCACAACUAUUCUGGAAAAUCCUUAUGUCAUGCAUAAGAAAUCUGAUAAGCCCCUGUAUGGAAAUGAUCGCUUUGAGGGCUACUGCCUGGACCUGCUCAAAGAGCUAUCCAACAUUUUGGGCUUCUCCUAUGAGGUAAAGCUGGUAACCGAUGGCAAAUAUGGAGCUCAGAAUGACAAGGGGGAGUGGAAUGGCAUGGUGCGAGAACUCAUUGACCAUGUGGCUGACCUCGCCGUGGCCCCUCUCACUAUCACGUAUGUGAGGGAAAAGGUGAUCGAUUUCUCCAAGCCCUUCAUGACACUGGGGAUCAGCAUCCUCUACCACAAACCCAAUGGCACCAAUCCAGGAGUGUUCUCCUUCCUCAACCCACUGUCUCCUGAUAUCUGGAUGUACGUGCUACUGGCCUGCCUCGGUGUCAGCUGCGUGCUGUUUGUUAUUGCCAGGUUCACUCCUUAUGAGUGGUACAACCCCCACCCCUGCAACCCAGACUCAGAUGUGGUUGAAAACAACUUCACUCUAAUAAACAGUGUCUGGUUUGGAGUUGGAGCACUUAUGCAGCAAGGAUCCGAACUGAUGCCUAAAGCCCUCUCUACAAGGAUAGUCGGUGGAAUAUGGUGGUUCUUUACAUUGAUCAUAAUCUCCUCUUACACUGCCAACUUGGCUGCAUUCCUCACUGUGGAGAGAAUGGAUUCACCAAUCGACUCUGCAGAUGACUUGGCCAAGCAAACCAAAAUAGAGUACGGUGCUGUAAGAGACGGCUCAACCAUGACCUUUUUUAAGAAAUCCAAGAUCUCAACUUAUGAGAAAAUGUGGGCAUUCAUGAGCAGUAGAAAAAACACGGCUUUGGUGAAAAACAACCGGGAGGGGAUUCAGAGGGUUCUCACCACAGACUACGCUCUUCUGAUGGAAUCGACCAGCAUUGAGUACAUCAGCCAGCGUAACUGCAAUCUCACACAGAUUGGAGGCUUGAUAGACUCAAAGGGCUAUGGAGUGGGAACCCCGAUUGGCUCCCCUUACAGAGACAAGAUCACCAUCGCCAUCUUGCAGCUUCAGGAGGAAGGAAAGCUGCACAUGAUGAAGGAGAAAUGGUGGAGAGGGAAUGGCUGCCCAGAGGAGGACAGCAAAGAGGCCAGUGCUCUGGGUGUGGAGAACAUAGGGGGAAUCUUUAUUGUCCUGGCAGCUGGACUAGUCCUCUCAGUUUUUGUAGCAAUCGGAGAGUUUAUUUACAAAUCCAGAAAAAACUUGGACAUUGAGGAGGUGAGUGUCGGUCAGUGUGAAUGGCACAACAAGUAUUAACACACCGAGGGACUCAAUCGAAGACUGUUCUGAGCCCUGCUACACAUUCCCGUUGUCAUUGUUGUCUUCAGAGGACUACAGUAAUCACUGGGCCAACAGAACUUCGAUGUCUGAAUGUGUUGAAUGGCAUUGUAACAAUCAAAACAGAAAUACUUUUUAACACAAAAUUGUGUUUUAGCACAUGAACAAUUUAGUCUUAAUUGGAAGAAUACAUUUGAAACCCUUUUUAUGAUGACAGAUGGUUGUUGACUUCUGACUUCUUCACACCUGACCUUCUUGGCCUUGCUGUUUUUUGCAAAAAACUGUAUAAUUGUUUUUAUGUGAAAAAAAAGUCAUUUUAAUGCCAUGAUAAUGUGGGUAAGUGAUGGUAAGUGUUAUCUUUUGAGGCACGUUUGCCACGUUCAUUUCAACAACUGCAGUAGGUUUGAGAGUAUUCUGUUAUAAAAUGUUUGCAAUUUUCAUAUUCAUAGCGCACAGAAACUUUGACUUGACAGUACUUCUUACCGCUUUUGUAUGUACUCAUGUAUUUAAAAAAAACAUCUUGAUUUAUUCAAGGGCGGUUGUUUCCACUUUGUUUAUGAAUGACUGUUCCCACAGAGUUGCAUUCAAGUUGCUUGACACUCAGGCCAUCAGUUGCUUACUGUCUAUACUUUUUUGUUGCUUUUGUAUCAUAUGACGUUCAUAAACAUGCAUGUGUAUUUUUCGUCAUGUUGGAAUUGUUUCAGAAUGACUAAAGUUCCGUGAGAACAUUACAUCCUUUAACUUUUUAUUUCUGGUUGUUUUGGUGUUGAUUGCUCCCUAUCUCUGCAUGCACAACCUUUUCCUUUACUGGAUGGAAGUUAUAUAAUUGUGACAAUUGUUAUCACAACUCCACGGCUUCAUUCAUGAAGCGUUUGAGUUACAUCAAGCUCUUGUAAAACUAGUCUUUCAAAUUGCGACUGUCCCAUUUUGAAUAUUUGAUUGUUUUGAUACUUUUGAGGUUUCUUUUUAUCAUUCGUUUUGGCUGUUUCCGGGGGAACAAUUUUCAUGAGUCAUUUCUCAGGUUUGCUUACAUAUUACACCGUAUAUCACCAUGUUUUUAUUUUUGGUAUACAUAGAUGUUGCUUGCAAGUACUUCACUAACAUGCAAGUAUUAUGAAUUUUGCAAAUCUUUAUUUGCAAAAGCAUUUCAAAAACACUAUCUAAAUUGGUUUGCACAGUAAGGCAAGCUAAUCCAAAAUGUAGAGAGAUGGCCUCUGGAUAUAAUGUUAAACGCCACUGACUCAGCAGUAGCGUAUUGCCUCCCUGAAUCGCCUUUCUCAUUGCUUGCUUUCAGCUCUAACCAGAUCCAUAUUCACCUCACUCAGGCUUAGGUUUACAUAACAUCCUCAUUAUGUAGUGGAUUACAAAACAUUUUAAACACUCCUAGUUUAAAGGUGUACAGGCCUUGUGGCACAGAUUAGAAAAUCCUGCAGAUGCAAUUAAUUAUUUCUUUCCCCAAAUCUGACAGGAUUUUAGACUCUACAUUAUAGGUUUGGCAUCACAUGAAGAAUGAUGUGACAGGAUUUUAGGUUUGAAAUAACUAUGCUUGUGAAUAAGGACAAUUGAGUGGGAUUCAUAAACAACAAUUAUGAUCGAUUGGUGCUUACGAUUACUUCGAUUAUGAGAUAUUUUACAGAUUCCUUGCAUUAUACAUACAGCAUUGUUUAAAAAAAAUGCUAAUUUGGAAUUGAAAGCCCAAAUAUUUAAUGAGAAUCGCAGCAUGCACACAAUUACAUUGCAGUUUUGAUCUUCUGAUUUGUAUCACUGGAGAGCAGAUUGAGGUUGAACUGUUCCUGGACACAGUUUUAGUUUAAGAUUUAAAUUUAACUGUUUAACGGAGUUUGAAUGAAUGUUAACCCAUCAAUCUAUUGAGACACAUACAAGACAUUUGACAUCAGGAUUCAUCUGGUGCAGAUUUUAACUAUUUAAGUAACACUAGUGUGUAACGACAGCAAAAAGUCCUUUGCCAUACAAAACAAACCUUAAGAAAAGAGUCUGCACCUAUCAAGGGCAUUAAGUUCUUUUUUAUUAUUUUGAUUUUAAGGCUGUUCUUUUCACCGAUGUAAAUGUAUGAAUAAAGAUGACUCCCAUAUCCCCGUUUAAAAUGUUAUUUUAAAUUCUUCAUAAAGCAGAACCUUCAACCACCAGCACAAGUGCUUCAACUGUGUUGCACAUGUGAAAUGGUCAUCUUUUAAAUUUAUUUGACAACAU